UUUGUUCUACUUAUCUUUCAAUCUUCAAAAAUUUAAUUUAACUGAACUGUUCUCUUUUUAUGGAACGGGGCUAAAAUACCUUUCCUUUUCUUUCUAGGGAAGAUAAUCCCACGUAAAUGGAAAGAAAAGUAUCAGAGUUUCAUCAAAUGAAAAACCAAACGACACUUUUAAUUCAUGAUACUUAUUGUAAGCAAUUAAAAAGCCAAUCAAUCGAUGCAUCAAUCAAAAAUUUUAUUUAGAAAGUGCAGAUGAAAACCUCCACACCCAGAGAUCAUUUUCAUUUAGGAAAUUAUUUAUAGUACAUGUCUAGCAGAAAAAAAGUGGCAUCCUUGUCGUAGGCGAGCACUUUGAGCAGUUCUAUAUAAUCUAACAAGUUUCUUGCCAAGAGCAAGUUGCAGUAAUCACGGAUGGCGAUCAGCACCAGCGUCUCCAUCCUUUGCAGCUUUGAUGGUGUGACGGACAGGAAACAAAAUCCUGCUUAUGACAAAGUAGUUUUAUCACUUUCAAUAGUAAUUGCUGUCCUGUCGCCAAUAACAGUGGCAGGAAAUGCUUUAAUUGUGGCAGUAAUUUGGAGGAAUCGGACUUUGCGAACUCCUUUCUACAUGUUCCUUUGUGGAUUGGCUAUAACAGACCUAUCCACAGGACUUAUCACUCAGCCAUUUUAUGUUGCAUCCCAGUUUAUUUGUUCAGAGGGGCCCCACGAACUCGAAGACGACCAAACGUUUCUCGUUUUAGCGAGGGUAAUCACUGGUGGCUUUGGAAGUUACUUGGUAUACGUGACAGUCCUGAUUCUCACAUGCAUGUCGAUUGAAAGAUGGUUGCAGAUGAAGCGGAGAUUCUUGGUUAUUCAGCGUCGAGCACGUUUUAUUGUCGCUGGGAUAGUUCUCGUUCCGAUCCCAAUCUCUGUGUUUCGUGCGUUAAACAUCUUAACGGGUAGCUAUGAACAUGUCUUGACAGUUACCUUCGCCUUGUUACUGCUUUGUGUCAUUGCCAUAUCGACAUCCUCUUUUAAGGUUUUCCAAAUUAUUCGAAGUCACCAACAACAAGUCCAAGCCAGAGAAACGCGUCAGAUUUCAGGUCAACCGACAAUAAACUUGGCAAAAUACAAGAAGUCUGUGUUUUCUAUUCUGUACAUUGUGUUAUUAUUUUACUUUAGUUAUUUGCCUUUUAUUGUCUUUUUCGGAAUCUAUCGUUCUCUUAAAAGUCACCCUGUGGUAGAGCUAGUUUAUGUAAUGUCGUUGAAUUCUGUGUUUUUGUCUUCUGCACUAAAUCCUCUUAUUUACCUUUGGAGGAUGAGCGACAUUCGAAAUGGACUGAAACAAUUAAUUUGGAGGUAAAACUAGCGAGACAACGGCUCUAACUUACGCUUUUGAAAAGGAAGGUUCAUAAAUGGUUUUACAAAAGCAAUCCAUAUCAUAAGGUGACUAAUCUUCUAGUGCUGAUCUGCAAGACUCUGCUUAUACAACAAGGUUUAACAAUUUUUACGGUGUCCUUGUUGCAAAUUUCUUGUGAAAAUUGUGGAAGGUAUUAAAGUCAUUGUGUAAUAAUAAGAAAUACCAAAAAUUGUACAUCGCACAUCUUCAAAAUAAAAGAAAUUGGAAAUAGUGUCUUUGAUGAAUUUAUUAUUCCUUAUUGAAAUGUC
Messenger RNA from Orbicella faveolata, 1642 nucleotides. Its product is annotated as histamine H2 receptor-like. Gene Ontology annotation, cellular component: membrane. Gene Ontology annotation, molecular function: G protein-coupled receptor activity. NCBI's taxonomy places the organism in Eukaryota, Metazoa, Cnidaria, Anthozoa, Scleractinia, Merulinidae. The record is from RefSeq and is a predicted model, not a curated record. Gene Ontology annotation, biological process: G protein-coupled receptor signaling pathway.